This is a messenger RNA of Urocitellus parryii (Arctic ground squirrel), 2791 nucleotides long. It is a transcript of the gene Bri3bp, whose product is annotated as BRI3 binding protein. Gene Ontology annotation, cellular component: mitochondrion. Lineage: Eukaryota; Metazoa; Chordata; Mammalia; Rodentia; Sciuridae. The record is from RefSeq and is a predicted model, not a curated record.
AUGGGUUCGUGCGCCUCGGGCGGGCCCCGGGCCCGGGCCGGGCUCCUGCUGCUGCUGCUGCUGCUCGGGCUGCUGGCCCCGGGCGCGCGGGGGGCGCGGGGCCGCGGCGGCGCCGAGAAGAACAGCUACCGCCGCACGGUCAACACCUUCUCGCAGAGCGUCAGCAGCCUGUUUGGCGAGGACAACGUGCGCGCGGCUCAGAAGUUUUUGACCCGGCUGACUGAGAGGUUCGUGCUGGGAGUGGACAUGUUCGUGGAGACCUUGUGGAAAGUCUGGAUGGAGCUCCUGGAUGUCCUUGGACUUGAUGUCUCCAGCCUCUCCCAGUACUUCAGCCCAGCCUCUGUGGCCAACAGCCCUGCGCGAGCCCUGCUGCUGGUGGGCGUCGUCCUCCUGGCCUACUGGUUCUUGUCCCUGACCCUGGGCUUCACCUUCAGCAUCCUGCACCUGGUGUUCGGCCGCUUCUUCUGGGUAGUGCGGGUCCUCCUGUUCUCCAUGUCCUGCGUGUACAUCCUGCACAAGUACGAGGGUGAGCCAGAGAGCGCCGUGCUGCCCCUCUGCCUCGUGGUGGCCGUGUACUUCAUGACCGGGCCCAUGGGCUUCUACUGGCGCAGCAGCCCGGGCCCCAGUGUGGAGGAGAAGCUCGAGCACCUGGAGAACCAGGUCAGACUGCUCAACAUCCGCCUCAACAGGGUGCUGGAGAGCCUGGACCGCUCCAAGGACAAGUGAAGGUCAGCCGGCCGGCUGGGUCCACCGGCCAGAAGACAGAAGAGGAGGAGAAGAGCAGCCGCAGCAGCCCCCAAGCAGUCUCAAUAAACACCGUGCGCGCAGGAGCCGCUUGGUGAGGUGUCUCUAACCGCGUGUCAACCUAGGACCCGGUCCAAGAAGGAUGCGAGACCAUUCACAUAGACUACACGCCAUGUGUCGUUAGUAGAGAAAAUAUUUUUUAAACAAAGGAUAUAACCCUAUUAGUUGUACAGUAAGAGAAAUUUAUCUGUGCAUAGAACAUAAAGUUAAUUUUUUCAAGCAUUUAAAUACAUCUUUUGUAAGGUUUUUAAACAAGGGCAGAUUGAGUCAAGUUUAUGAGAACUUCACACUGAAGGGGAGAAUAUGUUAAUUUGAUCUUUUUAGAGGAGUUUAAAUGCCAGUGUUUGUUUCUACAACAUUCUGGUGGUGGGUGAGGUCUGUGCUUUCUCUUUGUGGUGCAGGGCUGUGAGCUUUAUUGUGUGUCCUGGUGGCUGAUGUGGACUUGGUGGGUGGGUGUUGUCACUUCUAAGCGGGGCCAGUUGAGCUUGAGGCUGGAGCUCAACUUCUUGGAUCCUGGGAACCCCGCCAGUCCUGUCUGUCGUAUUUUCUAAAUGAAGAAACCAUCAUUCGUGGGAGCCCCAGGUCUUCCUGCCCCUGUGUCGUAAUGCAUUUAACCUCAGCAUUUCUGGAAGGAGAAUGCACGGACAGAGCCAAGAAGCUCAGGGAUUUGGGACUUGGCGCCAAACCGCCUGGUGGAGCCUUGCAGGCCGAGCAGGGGCCUGGAGCCACCUGCCUUUGCCACUUGGGGGUGAGGCCUGUGUGGGAGAGCUGUCCCCGAGGGUGUCUAUCCCCUGGCCCAUCUUGCCCAGGUGACUUGGGAUCUUGGGGGACAAGUGAAGGCCAUGGCUGGUACCACUGCACUGUCUUCCAGUCCUGCCACUGCUGCUUCUCCACGUUCUCAGGAUAAACAGGCCCUGGAGGGGAUCAGAAUUGUUUUUCUGGAUAUCUUUACAACCCACACGUUGGUUGCUUUCUGUGCAGGAUCCUUUGGGUGGGCUCUGGGGUAGCGGGGAACACUGCAGGUGGACGGCUGGGGCAUCCCAGGCGAGGUGCGGGAUGGGGGCUGGUGGACUCGCCCUUUGCUGGACCCUGUCGGGCAAGGCGAUGAGCCCUGGCGGGAUGAGGCUCUGGAGCAGGUGGGAUUGCAGCUGCACAUUGUGUCCCUCCCUGGGCCCACGCAGCCUUGUGUGGCGGUGCCUCUGCUCUGAGCACAAGGCCCCAGGUGCCAUCCAGAAUGUACUGUGUAUGCCCGACUCUUGGAGCUGUGCCUCUUGGAGCUGUGCGUCAGCGACCCUCCCUUUUCCUUUUCAAGUACCGGGAGGCAGAGGCAGAUGCUUCAGAGGGUGAGUCUGAAGGUCUUUCCCCAAGGUGUCUCCAACUCAGACUCCAGCUUUGGGUUCGCUUCCUGGGACCCACCCCUGUUCUGGGGCUGGCUUGGGAGAAUCUGUAUUGAUUGGCAUCCAGUUUUGUCGUUUAGCUGUCCCCUUAUACAUGCAGCCUGAGGCCCUCGUAAGCCUGUUUCCUUGCGUAGGUCUGGCUAUGCCAGGUUGUGGUACCCAAAGAUGGCUUUGCACACCUUGGUCGGUUCUGUGCACAGCACUGGUGAGUCCUGCCCUUCAGGGGCUCCUCUGCCUGAGGUCAUCAUGCCUGAGCUGUCCCUGGUCCAGGUGUGACAUCCACCCCAACCUUUGCCCACAUUCCUCCCACUCUGGAGCCAUCAUCUUUUUAACUCCUGGGCAGUCGGAAGGCGUGUGCCUCUGGGUGCUGGCGGGGUGAGGCCAAAAGUCACUGUGGAAAGCACACAGUGUUUUCUUCAGUUUCGCCACGUAUCAGCUCUGAAGCCACAUUUAUAGUUUGAUAUACUCAAGUAAAAGAUGUCUUCGUUUUUAAUGAAGAAACUAUCAUUAACCAGUAUCAUUUCAGGGUAGAACAUUAUUUGAAAUUCUGAUAGAAACCCUGAGAUGGUAGGUUUAAGGUUUGUCUUGGG